Kwoniella shivajii is the source of this 1137-nucleotide messenger RNA. RefSeq lists its product as uncharacterized. The transcript is spliced from 5 exons. The record is from RefSeq and is a predicted model, not a curated record. Bases 1 to 1137 code for a protein of 378 amino acids. Lineage: Eukaryota; Fungi; Basidiomycota; Tremellomycetes; Tremellales; Cryptococcaceae.
AUGGACUUGUCUACCCUGGGAUCAACACUACCACCUGGACUGGCGGAUGCAGAGAGAGAUAUGGGCGAUAAAUUCAGAGCCGCUGCAUUGAGCAUAACAAACCUAUAUAAGAGCUCACUGGGAUACACCAAGCAAGCAUACAAUGUUGGAUAUUCAGCUGCAUUAGCCGAUGUCCUUUCCACAGUACAAUCGUCAAUUGGAGCAGGUCAGAAUGCGGAACAAACGUUAUCCAGAAUGAUGGACUGGGCAGAUGCAAGACAAGCUGCUAUAUCGGCAUUCGCAGCUGAAGAUACAGAUGAUAUACCACCACCCAUUUCCAAACGACCACAACUACAUACAACUGCGAAAUCUACCUUGGGAUCAGGGACGAAUCAUCUCAACGCUCCCAAUCGACCUUCAUCAGCUCCUGUAGGCGCCGCCUCCUCAACUUCCUUUCCUGUAGCUACUUCAACAAGUAAGUUGAGAGAUCAAAGUCCGAUCCCUGAUUCCUCCGCUUCCUCAUCAAAAUACAUCCCAAAUUUACCCACACAAUCAACAUCAACAAUGACCGCGACGACACAAUCAACACCUAAUACAAUCGAUUCACCAUUAUAUCAACCCACACCAAUGGGAAUAAUGUCUUCUUCACCUAUGGCUUCACCGUCAAAUCGACCCAUGUUCAAUCCCUUACCUUCCAAACCAUCUAAAGGAUUACCUAAUAGAAUGAAUCACAAUCAAUCGGGACCGUCUUCAUCCUCGAAUGCCAGCGGAUCAAACCUACCAAGUACCUUACCUAGCACGACAUUCAAUCCUUCAAUCCCAUCAGCAGGUGUUCCAUUCGUUUCUUUCACUCAACCAAAUUCAAAUUCAGCCGAUGUUCCAGCACAAAACUAUCCUACUGGUACGAAGAGGCCAAUGCUUGAUUCGAUGGAAGUGGACCAAUUACCAAUACAACCUACAACGAAUCAAGUACAAGCUCAAACCCCAACGAAUAACAGAUCAGGUAGAGCAUCAAAGAGGAGAAGUAUGGGAAAUGCAUUGAACACAAAGAACGACGAUGUAGAAGAAAAGGAUAAAGACAAAGACAGGGAUAGAGAUAGGGAAAGGAGGAAAGGUUCAAGAAGGCAUGGGAACGGUGCUGGUGCAGGAGCUGUGUAG